CCAAGCACCCGCAUCCCACCCACCCCCAGCCGCCCUGUACACCAUCUUCGCCAGAGCAGUAGCCCUGUUAGCUCCCCACAACCUGUCACUACCCACCCUCAGAAAGCCCCCUCAUGUCACGGAAGGAGCCAGGCAAUGUACCUCCUCCCAAUGCACCGGCGACAAAGGACGCGCCAAUAAUGCUGGAGCCUGAAGCAAUGUCUUUACGGGGAAGGGGCUCCGUGUCUUCGACAGUAUCUUCCGAGCCAGACUAUUCCCAACUUCACCUAUCAGAAGGACCACAAGCGACUUCGCCGGCAUCCCGCAGCCCCCGCCCUUCGCGCUCCCCUAGAAAGUCUCUCGUUCCCGACGAGCACCCUCCCAAAAGACGUGUGUCUCCUCUCAUGAAGCGGCUAGGUGAAGAACCUCCCUUCAUGCUUCCCCACCCUUCUCGCUCGGAAUCAACCUUCUACCCAGGCGUUGUCAUCGGCUCUUUCGCCGGCGGCAGCGGGUCAAACUCCAUCUUUGGACAAGACAUGCAGCUGGACGGCAGUAUGGAUGAUAUACUCGACCCCAACGCUCGAUCAGACUCCAAACCAGGGCAGGGUAGACAGCCACAGGCCGGAGCAAACAUUGCGCCCUGGCUGCAAGACGAUGAGCCCCCGUCGCGGUCGCAUGACCCCACGCCGACAGCGCAAGAUCCCGCGCCAGGGAAUGCGGCGACGGUCAGAGAGAAGGAUAAAAAGUCUUCCUCUGUGCUGAACCAUUUCUCGUCAGUUCCUACCUUGCCAAAGAUACGGCGAUCCGGCACAGCAGACGGGACGGUAUCGCCCUUGCCUGCCUCCGGUACUGCUACUCACUCGCCAUCGGGCCUUGCUUCCUCGUCUUCCAGUAUCAAUACGGAAGGCAGAACAUCGCGCGCCGGUUCUGGCGAUUCGCUACAGACUCUGCCUUCAGGAAAGGGCCGGAGAAUGAGUCCUGCAGAGCUGGGGCAAGGAAAAACCGGUACGCGGGCGGGGAGGUUUGGUAGUACGGCCAGUGCCGCCAGUGGAACGUCAAGUACGGGGGAGAAAAAGAAGGGCUUUUUGGGGGGACUGCUGAAGAGAAAGGGGCCAAAUCUUUCGCUCAAUCCAAUAAAUGAUGGCGCUUUCGAUCACCGCGGCAGCACAUCUUCCAUACCCGGGUCAACAUCUUCCAGAGGAUCCGUAUCGUCCACGGGCACCCGCUCUCCCGCAGCAUCGACUGACCGUCCCACCGACCCCUUCUUCAAAGCGUUCCACUCCACUCACAAUCUCGGCUCAUACGUCCCGGAAGACGCCGUCUCACCAUCGUACGAAGGUAACGAGACACCAUUCCAUCUGGAUAUGAAUCUGGACGAUAUGGAGGGUAUCAUCGAUCCCAGUAAAGCCGGACUGCCUACAGCGGGUGGGCCUACACAUACCCCGCCUUCGGGUUUCCGACCACCUGCUGCAUCCGUCGCUGCCACAGAAAGCUCCGUGGGCUCGACCGGUGUGCGCGAGCCGGCAAACCAAAUGAGCUCGUUUGGCACCAGCAUAUCGUCUUCCAGCGAGUCGGGCCCUUCACACACUGGGCCUGGGUCAGAUGAUAAAAACGUGGGAAGACGCUUGAUAGGAGAAGCAGAGAGGCAGCAUGGGUCGUUUACUCAGACGAAUCCUUUCAAACCGGGAUCCUCGUCGGGAUCAGCAGAUCUUCGGCCACCUUACAAUCCGCCGUCACCGCACUCUCUUCAAGCGAAAAACCAACUCCCUCCUUCUGGUGCAAAUCUGCCUCGAAGACCGUCAGCGCUGAGAAAUGUGGAGAUGGGGAACGCAGGCGAGAAGCUGGAGGAAGAGAGCUCGCCAGAUGGGUCGCAAUCCAUGUCGCCGGUUUGGAGAGCGCGAGGUCACAGUGCGACACUGUUCCAGGAUCCAUUCUCCGGCUCCCACAAGGGUGGCAACCCCCCACCAUCUGCAGGUCUCUCUCCGUCCACCCUUGUGCAUCCUCCGACAUUACUCCCUGCGGCAGAAGCGGGCCCGGGCCCGAGUACGUUGGCUCAGCAGUCACUCGCUCCCCCGGGCGCUGCUUGGGCAGCCCCAGAGUCGUGGGGCGUGGAAGCCGAUGAAGAUGGGCCUGGGGAAGAAACCACAUCGUCCAGUGACGACGACUGGGUCGGCGUCGGAGAGGAAGAGGAAGAUGAACCUUUGUCACCUAUUAUGGCCUCGCCACCUUUAACUAGUCCAACCAGCGAUACUUUCCCCUCCCCAACCCGCAUACCGCCGUCGCCAAAGAAGGCACCGCCAUUCGGGUUCAAAUCGCAGCAGCAGAGGACGAGGCCGGGAACGGCGAAUACGACUGGGACGACUGGGACGACUGGGACGAUCGGGUCAGUGGGGAGGAGAAAGAAUGGAAAGAGGGUGGGAAGUUCGGCGGGGAGACCAGGGACGGGCAUACGGCCAGGGACGAGCGGAAGUGUUCAUUCGGGAGGUUUGUAUUGGGCGAGGAUAUAUAGAGCAGACAAUUCGUACGGAUUGUACAACCUGCCGCUGAAUACUACGACCGCCGAACUACUGGCAGUCCUUUCCAAUGACCAGACACCAGGCGGACAGAAGAAGGUUGCCACAAAUAUGAAGCUGUAUAUCUGCGAACGAGGUCAAGAUCGGAUUCUGUCGCCUUCGGAAAAGCCCAUCGCUAUCCAGCACAGAAAACUGCUCCAGAUGGGUCACACGGAGCAAGAUAAUCUUGAAGAAUUGGGCAAGAGCGAUUUGGCCAUACUAUGCCGAUUCAUCUACCAGGCUCCAAUCCUGCCGAUCAUGAACCCUGAGGAAGAAAGUUCGUACGACUCUUUCGAGUUCAUCGACAUCGCCGGUCGUGAUUUGCAGACCAUUCCCAUCUUUUUGCACCUCCACGCUCACGACAUCAUCAUCCUCAAUGUGUCUCGAAACCCCAUGAGCGACAUCCCACUCGAUUUCAUCCAAGCGUGUACGGCCCUCAAAGAGCUUCGCAUGUCGAAUAUGGCUCUCAAACGGGUCCCCAAUAGCAUCCGAGCAAGUCAAACGCUAGCUCGAUUGGAUGUAUCGUGUAACAGGAUCGCCGACCUGGAAAGUGUGGCAUUGAACGAGGUGGAGACGCUCGUCUCGUUGAAGGUACAGAACAACAAGCUUACUUCGAUGCCGAGUUAUUUCGCGCAAAUGAAGAGCUUGAAGUAUCUCAACAUCUCAAAUAACAAAUUUGAGAACUUCCCCGCUGUCGUUUGCGAGAUGAGUAACUUGGUAGACUUGGAUGUCUCGUUCAACAACAUCACCGAGCUACCAGCGAAGAUGAGCGAUCUCAAAUCAUUGGAGAAGCUGGGGCUGUACUCUAACGAGAUCACGCAUAUGCCCAAGUCCUUCUCCACGCUCGCCAAUCUGCGCAUACUUGAUGUGCGGAGAAACAACAUUACGGAUCUAUCGGUUGUCUAUGCUCUGCCCAAUUUGGCGACAUUGCAAGCAGAUUACAACAACGUUGUCACCCUCGAUGCCCAACUUGGCGCAAACGUCCGUCAAUUUUCUGUCCCUCACAAUUCUGUCACUCGCUUCACCCUCGCCCCUCCUCCCAAUAUGGCCAUUGUGACCUACAUGCUCAUGAACCUAGAUCUUUCGCAUGGCAAGAUCUCCACUCUGGCCGACGAGGCUUUCAGCGGUUUGACCAAUCUGGUCACGCUAAACCUGAAUUUCAACCAGUUUACGAGGUUGCCCACCACGUUGAACAGAUUGACGAAUCUCGAAGUCUUCUCGUGUACCGACAAUAUGUUGAACACUCUGCCAGUCGGUUUCGGCAAGCUGCACAAGCUCAGGAUUCUCAAUCUACACAACAAUAAUCUGAAGCGUUUGCCCAAUGACCUCUGGAGUUGUUCGUCUCUCGAGGUUUUCAACGCGAGCUCCAAUCUUAUCGAUGCUUUCGAAGGACCUCCGGACGAUAUGGAUUUCAGAGUGGGCAGAGGGUCAACGACGAGUCAAGGCAGUGGGAACGGAAGAGGUAAGGAAUCCAUCUCUCCGUUGGGAAAGAGCAUGCGCAAACUGUUCCUUGCCGAUAAUCGUCUCAAUGACGAUGUCUUUCACUGGAUCUCGCUCCUGCCGUUCCUUCGCGUCAUCAACCUUUCCUUCAAUGACAUCUACGAGGUGCCCGCUUUCACCCUGAGCAGAUGUGAGAAGCUUGAGGCGCUGUAUCUCAGUGGGAACAAGCUGACAAGCUUGCCGGCGGAGGAUUUGGAGAAGCUUCAGAAUCUAAAGAUUUUGCAUUUGAACGGGAACAAGCUCCAGACGUUACCGAGUGAACUGGGUGCAAUCAAGACGUUGCAACAUCUUGAUGUUGGAAGUAACGUGCUCAAGUAUAACAUUGCCAACUGGCCUUAUGACUGGAACUGGAAUUGGAACACUUCGCUUCGAUACCUCAAUCUGUCAGGGAACAAGCGGCUGGAGAUCAAGCCCACGUCCGCGCAAGACAUGACUCACGCUUCGUCUUUUCGCCGAGAGCUGUCCGACUUUACUGCUCUGUCCCAGCUGCAUGUCCUCGGUCUCAUGGACGUUACUCUGCGUAUCUCCUCCUUACCCGACGAGUCCGACGACAAGCGAGUCAGAACGUCAUUCUCAGACAUCAACAAUAUGGCCUAUGGAAUCGCAGAUACUCUGGGUCAUAUCGAUCACCUUGCCAUGUUUGAUCUUGUCGUCCCCAAUUUCAGAGGCAAGGAUAACGAGUGUAUAUUCGGAAUGUUCGGCCGAGCUACGGUCACGCAGAGGCCAGGCAAGAUCGCAAAGUAUCUACAAGAGAUCUUUGCCGAAACGCUCGCCCAUCAUCUUGAAAAAUUACAGCCUGAAGAAGAUACGAGUGAAGCCCUUCGUCGAACCUUCAUGUCUACCCAUCGCAAGUGCUUUGAAUACUUUGUUGGGCAAGUCAAGAUUGAGAAUGAGCGCAAGCCGUCAUGGACGAGUUUCGCCAGUUUCGACAGCAUGUUCCGAGGCUGGUCACCUGGCCCCGCUUCCACGUUGAAGACCGGAGCCUCUGGUGCGGUCGUAUAUCUGAAGGAGAAGGUGCUUUACGUCGGCAGCAUAGGAGACAUGCUUGUUGUACUCUCCCGCAAGGGUGACGCGGAACUUCUCGCCAAACGCCAUGAUCCCACCGACAGGGAAGAAGUUGCUCGAAUCCGAAAGGCCGAAGCUUGGGUUUCCACCAAGGGUUUUGUCAAUGAUGACAAAGACCUCGACAUCUCGCGUGCAUUUGGUUAUUGGCAUGAAAUGCCAGCUAUCAAUGGCGCCCCCGAGAUCCGUACUCGAACCCUUCAAGAGUCUGACGAGUUUGUCAUCAUCGGUAAUCACGCUCUUUGGCAGUUCUGUUCUUAUCAGACCGCUGUCGACAUAGCCCGGACUGAGCGCGACGACCCUAUGAUGGCCGCUCAAAAGCUCAGAGACUUUGCCAUAUCGUAUGGUGCCGAGGGCAAUAUCAUGGUCAUGGUCGUGAAUGUCUCCGAUCUUUUCUUUGGCAGAAACGGUGUUCGCACUCGCGGGUCCUCCUCCCAAACGCCCACGGAUAUGAUCCCGGAGCAAGAAUCAUAUUCUACAGCCAAACGUGUCGGCAGAAGGAGAGCCGAAGAGGUUGGUGACCGGACUCUAAACCGUCUUCAACAGGAAAUCGAACCUCCCACUGGACAGGUGGCCAUCGUUUUCACCGACAUUGUCAACUCGACAUAUCUUUGGGAGACCAACCCGGCCAUGCCCACCGCUAUCAAAAUGCAUCACAAUCUCAUGCGCCGGCAGCUUCGACUCGACGGAGGUUACGAGGUCAAGACUGAAGGCGAUUCCUUCAUGGUCUCUUUCCAGUCUGUCACUGCCGCUGUGCUGUGGUGUUUCAACUGCCAAAUCGGUUUGCUCACGGCGGAAUGGCCAAGAGAGUUGCUGGAUGCGGCGGACGGAAAGGUCACUCGUGAUUCGAACGGUGUGAUCGUGCAACGUGGGCUGCGUGUGCGUAUGGGUGUUCAUUGGGGCUCGCCAGAGUGUGAACGGGAUCCGAUCACGCGGCGGAUGGACUAUUAUGGGCCUAUGGUCAAUCGAGCCGCCCGUAUCAACGCCAGUGCGGAUGGAGGUCAAUUGAUGGCCAGUCGGGAUGUACUCAACGAGAUAUCUGUCUUUAUGGAGUAUCUCAAGACCACCGACGAACAGGCUCUUGACGAACUGCAGGGAGAUUCAAAGAGGGAGAUUAUGGAGCUGCGAAGGAUAGGCGUAGAGGUCAGAGAUAUGGGUGAUAGGAAGCUGAAGGGUCUUGAAGUCCCUGAAAGGCUCCAUCUGCUUUAUCCCAAAACCCUCUGCGGUCGCCUGGAAAUUUCCAACGAGAUUCGCCCGGAAGUCGAAGUCAACGAUGUUAGGAAACAUGCUGAUCGUCAUCGAAUGAUUGAUGUCGAACAAGUUCACCAGCUGUCCGCUAUCGCCCUUCGUCUCGAGGCCGUCUGCUCGUACAGCCCGCCGGCUCCCACGUCUCCCGGAGUAUCGCCUCAGCCAGUAGUGCAAAGGAUGCCUGUGCCGCCAAGUUAUCUCGGACCGAGUAUAAAGGAGGAAAUGAGCGAUGAGGAACUUGCGGUGAUUGUGGAAAGCUUGGUGGGAAGGAUCGAGAAUGCGGUGUCGACGUUGUAUCUGAAGAAUUUUGGAGAAUUCGGUGGCGUUUUGGCUGCCCUUCAGACUGCCACCAAAACGGACCCAAAGCUCAUUAUACAUGCGCUGUCCCUCAUGAACGGGGCUAUGGGAAAGGAGAGAGCCAUCGAGGGAGAAAGAUAGUAAUGUAGGGUCAGUGGGCAUCAUUAUACGAUCAGCUAUCAUUGGGCGUAGCGCAUAGUUCCUGUAUGUAUUGGUAUCAAGAGGUUCUCAUCG
This is a messenger RNA of Cryptococcus amylolentus CBS 6039, 6872 nucleotides long. RefSeq lists its product as hypothetical. The coding region runs from base 114 to 6779 and encodes 2221 amino acids. Lineage: Eukaryota; Fungi; Basidiomycota; Tremellomycetes; Tremellales; Cryptococcaceae. Gene Ontology annotation, molecular function: protein binding; adenylate cyclase activity; magnesium ion binding. Gene Ontology annotation, biological process: intracellular signal transduction; cAMP biosynthetic process. The transcript has 8 exons. The record is from RefSeq and is a predicted model, not a curated record.